Octopus bimaculoides (California two-spot octopus) is the source of this 1112-nucleotide messenger RNA. Its product is annotated as all-trans retinoic acid-induced differentiation factor-like. Gene Ontology annotation, molecular function: protein binding. NCBI's taxonomy places the organism in Eukaryota, Metazoa, Mollusca, Cephalopoda, Octopoda, Octopodidae. The record is from RefSeq and is a predicted model, not a curated record.
AUGCCAUCUCUUCCAAAUAUCAACAAUUCCUGCCCUGGUGGUGCCGACAUUUGGUAUAAUAUUACAGUACAUGCAGAUUAUGUCGAAUGCAUAGACCAAGUUAAUACCUGUAUACUUUACAAUUUAAGUUGUCCCUUACACUCUAACUGCACAGAAGCAGGACCAGGUUAUGCCGAAUGCAAUUGUGAUCCAGGUUAUUAUGGCUAUAAAUGCAAAAGAACUGGUCACUUCCCUAUGGAUGUCUAUGGUAUCUCGACUGCUGCCGGAGUUGUUUUGGUCUCAGCUCUGUUCUGGUUUACAGAGAGAAGGAAAAUUGGGACACUUUAAGAAGGAAGAAAUAAAAAAAGAAAAGAAAAAAAAGUGAAAAACAAACAAUGUAAACCAGGGGUGGGGGUGGAGGAGCAGGGUCGGGGUGAGAGGAUUAAUACCAACUGAAUGAGUUUGAUGAAAUUUGGUGGAAACGGUAAGGGUUUGAUGAAAUUGGCAUAUUGGUGUUUAUUUAACAUUCAGAUUUGAAAUUCUGCUAGGCCUCAUUUUUGCCUUUCACACAGAUGCAGUUUGAGAAGGUGCAUACCAUACUAGUCAUGUGACAAGAGGAUUUUUUUGUUAUGGGGGGGGGGUCUACACUUCCUUACAACUCCUACAAUAGUUGAAGCCUUGUGCCUAUAUUAAAUUGUUUUCUUAUCAUCAUUAUUAUUAUUAAUAUCAUUAUUAUUAAGGCAGUGAGUUAGCAGAAUCAUUUGCAGCGGGAACGAAAUGUUUAGCAACAUUUCAUCUUUCUUUAUGUUCUGAGUUCAAAUGCUGCCAAGGUUGACUUAUCCUUUCUUAUUUACAGGAUUGAUGAAAUAAGUACUUGUCAAGUACAGGGGCCGAUAUAAUUGACUCGAACCUUCCCCCCAAAUUUCAGGCCCUUUCUCUAUAAUAGAAAGGAUUAUUAUUAUUAUUAUUUACAAAUAAAUGCCAGAUUUCUCUUCUUUUGAUUUAAAUACUGUUAUUUUUAUAUACAUAUAUUAUACAUUUUUAUAAGGUAUGUUAUAUUUUAUAAUAAUAUAUAGUAUAUUUUUGACAUUCCGAAAUUAUUGUUGAUAAAUAAAAUAUAAUGAUGAAGACAA